AUGGCGAACCCUGUGGCUGGGAACUACCAGCAACUUCUGCUGAGUGGUGCAGAUAACGGCCGCCUCAAGGUGCAAGAACAGAGAGCAGUGGCCUCAUCUGCUCCCCCAAGUCAAGGUCACCCUCGGAAAGACAACGAGCGCACAUCCUUUGGCUUCGCCUUCACGGCACCGCGCCUACCUCCGACAUCACAGCCGGCAGCGAUCAUCCCUCCUGGAUGGAGUACUCGCAAGAGCGCUACGAUAGUACUCAAGCCCAUACCUGUAGACGCAACUCCUUGGGACAUCACACAAUGCCUUGAAAGAUUCGGCAGGAUUGUCUGGGUCGAGCUUGACGAUGCCACAAGGGGCGGUCUCCGGUCUGGGAAGAUCCGCUUCGAGUCACCGCCGACGGAUACGAGCUUCUUUCAACAAGGGCUAUGUAGACUCUACCUACGUGGGUCUGUGUCGUGGCCCUUCGUCGAGUUCCCAAAGCAGUCGUUAUCGUUUGACGAGGCAUUAGUGACAACGCCCCUCGGCAACGUAUGCCCUGCUAUGCUGGUCUUUGACCCUGAAAUACUCACAUUUGGUCUCAUGACGCAACCCACGACGUUCAUGCGCAAGAAAGAAGUUCUCAAACUGGGUCGUGAUUUCGAGUUGAAAUUCAUGGCCGAUUUCAGAAGGAGGAAGCUGAUGAUCCAUUUCCCUCUUCUCGUCCACCGCGAGCGUCAGUUGUACCGUUUCGACAUCAAGUUCGGCAUAAUCAGAAGCAUUCACCUGACGACCAUUCGCGAAGGGCGCUCAGCCCUCAUCAUUUGCCUUGAUGACGCUCCGUUGGUUCGCAAGAAACAAAUGGAGGUGGACGGAGAUGCCUGGACCAACCGACUUGUCUGGGGAGAAGAUGAGCUCUGGAAUUGGGCCUGUCUCGACGACGAGCCCACCCUGAUCGACCUUGGCCGUUGGAUGACUUACUGGAUCGAUCUGGGCGAAUCCGGGCAGGAGCAGUGGUGUUCCAUUCAAGGACACCUUCGCGAUUGGAACAUCACGACGAGGGUUGAUGCCAACCUCACACAGAUUGCUGGCAAGAACCCAGAACUUUGGGACAUGCUCGCUGAUCCCAGUUUCGGGCUGCGGACUACUGGAGCAAGCUGUUCAUGGAACGACGACUUAGCUUUCCUCCUGCCAACACAAUACAUAUCCCUACCGUACGACGUCCGAUAUCAGCUAGAAGUCUGCAUCUCACAUGGGAUUCUCUCCGAGUACAACAUUGGCCGCGAGUUCCUCGACAAGCUGCUUGAGGUCUCGAAGCCUAGCGGCCUCAAUGCUAAUAGAGCGCGGCUCGUCCUCGAGUACGCUGCGGAUCAAGGCAAGCCGAUCUAUGACCCCAUGAAACUGUUCAAGGAUCGCGGCGCGUUGACGUAUUAUCCGACAACAAUGCAUAUACCUGACUACUGCGCCUUGGUCCGUCAAGUCACUAUCACUCCCACCAGGAUUUACUUCAACACGCCGACCGUUGAGACGACCAACCGUGUCAUUCGCCGUUACAAGCACAUCGGCGACCACUUCAUUCGAGUUCAGUUUAUCGAUGAGCUACGAGACGGGAGGAUCAGAGCCUGCGAAGUUGACAGAGACGACGAGCUCUAUACCCGAGUCUACAGAGUCAUGAUGCAGGGGAUCCGUAUGGGAACGUGGCAUUGGAAGUUCCUUGCCUUUGGCAACUCGCAGAUCCGUGAGAACAGCGCAUUCUUUUUUUGCGAGACCGAGUCUGUCACUUGCGACUCGAUACGACAGUGGAUGGCCAAGUUGAGUCACAUCUCCUCUGUCGCCAAGUACGCUGCUCGGCUGGGGCAGUGCUUCUCCACCACCCGCCUCUUACACUGCAUAUCUUCGCCCCGGAUUGUCAAGAUCGCUGACGUGGAGAAGAACGGCUUCUGCUUCACCGACGGUGUCGGCAAGAUCUCCACCUCUCUAGCUGGUCUCAUCGCAGAGGACUGGAAGGUUUUCCCACCGCCUUCAGCCUUCCAGUUCCGAAUGGGUGGCUGCAAGGGCGUACUGGUGACUUGGCCCCACGCCAAAGGUACUGAAAUCCACGUCCGACCGUCUCAGGAGAAGUUCUCUGCCGAGUACAACGGCUUGGAGAUCAUCAGGUGUUCGCGAUUCUCGUGCGCUACCUUGAAUCGACAGACUAUCCUUAUCCUAUCUUGUUUGGGUGUCCCCGCUGAAAUCUUCACCGACAUGAUGCGGCUAUUCGAUGAGAACAUGACCACGAUUGCCAUCGCCACUAUGCUUUGGAGGUCUUGGUCGAUCAAAGCCCUCAAGGAAAAAGCGAGGCUUCUUGUGAAUCAGGGCGCUUUUGUCCUCGGCUGUGUUGCCGAGACUGGUACUUUGCGAGGUCAUUCCAAGGCGACCGAAGGACAUAUGAAGAUCUCGCGGGACCAGCUGCCUCAAAUAUUCCUGCAGGUCCCUGAUCCGAAGGAUCGAAGUGUCUACAGGGUUAUCACCGGCCUCUGCGUUGUUGGACGGAAUCCUUCGCUUCAUCCCGGGGACAUCCGCGUGGUCGAGGCUGUGGACGUUCCCAGGCUGCGGCACCUUCGGGACGUCGUGGUCUUUCCCUUAAAGGGCGACAGGGACAUACCAAGCAUGUGCUCAGGCGGCGACCUGGACGGUGAUGACUUCGUCAUUUGGGACCCAAAGCUUCUCCCGGCCGAAUGGAAUCAUCAACCAAUGAACUAUAGCGCCCCAAAGCCGUUGACCGAAUCAAGAGCAUCGACGGCCAAGAGCUUAGCAUCCUUCUUCGUUCUGUUUAUGAAGAACGACAGGUUGCCCCUGAUAGCACAUGCCCAUCUUGCCACAGCGGACUACGAGGUUGAGGGCGCGAAGCACAGAAGAUGUCUUCAACUCGCCGAACUGCACUCAACCGCGGUGGAUUACGUCAAAACAGGUGUCGCUGCUCAGUGGAACAAGAAGUUGGAUCCGCGCAACAAUUCCUACCGCUCCACCGGCAUACUUGGAAAGCUCUACGACAUGGCCGACAAGACGGUGUUUGACAACCGCGAAAACUACACGUUGCCAUUUGACGACUGCAUCCUCAAGCGAUACCAGCCGGAUCAGACGAUGCUAAAGGAGGCAAGAAAGCUGAAGACGCAAUACGACAUCGCCAUACGCAGGGUCAUGGGCAGCUCGAAAUCCGGACCGAGUUUGAAGUUCGGAACCGACUACAAGGUCCAGGAAAAGGUUGGGCGCGAGGCAGCCGGCUUGAGGAAGCAGUUCCGUGACCUGUGUCUGAAGGUUGCGGAGGAGCAGAACUUUGAAAGGCUGAAGUUCCUCGCUGCCAUGUACAGAGUCACCUGGGAGGAGACUCGGAUCGCACUUUACGAGGCCCGUCAGCGGCACAUACUUCCUGACGAGAAGGUGGGCAAGAGCCGUGUGACAGGGCGUUCGAUGCCUUUGAUCAGCUUUCCCUGGCUGUUUCCCGAUGACCUUGGCCGCAUUGCCCUUGGGGCCGAGAAGCUGUCUAGCGUUUCGGAGUUUGCAAUUGGAACUGAUCCACAGUCGGAGAAGCCCAGAGCUCAAGUAGGCAAAGGACCGGCGCGGUUGGAGACGGAACUCGAUUUGGUGAGGAUGGAUUACACCAGAACCGGCGACGGCCAGUCCAUUCAUCGUGGCGAGAUUCUGCACCUAUUCCGCCACGACGAUGAGGUUGAAGGGAAAGAAGGCUUCUAUUACAACGACGAUUUUACCGCGAGCUUUGAUUCUCCUGGGGAUUCCGACGCCCCGCUUGAGACCGAGAGAUCCACCUCCAAGAACGACGCCACGGGCAACUUUCCGCUUCUGUUGGACCUGGGCACAGGAUUGGAUGAGGCCAUCUCAUCUGACUCAGAUGCCAUGCCACCUACCAGAGAGCCUGCCUUGAGAAACCAGGCGGUUCCGUCGGGCCUGACAACUCUUGACCUCCUUUCGUCGGAUACAGAUGGAACCAAUGCCUCUCCUUGUCUAACUCCGACAAAGGUUUCUCUUGCCCAACAGCACGGCUCCACCUCAGAAGCCGCUCAACUCAAUGGCGCUGCGAAGCAAUCAGCCGCCGCUCAGCAAGAGAUUGUUGGCCUGCCGGAUGGAGCCGAAUCUGUGGCAUCGAACACCAACGCGAGUUGGGAGCGAGUCACGACGCCAGGAUUAGAAGCAUUCUCGGCAGAGCUUGCGCCGGUGGAGUACAUCACCUUGCCGGCUCGGAGUGUGGGUUCUUGGGGAUUGAAACUCGGUGCGAGGCUCGGUGCGGCUGAGCUGUGGGACCACAUGACUGGCGUCGGGUCGAGUGCCUCCGCUGGGGAGAGUCAGAGGCAGAAUCUGGGUCAGAGUCAAUACCAGAGCCAGGAUCAGUCCCAGGCCGGUCCGGCGGCACCGCCCAGCGAUCUGUUUGCUCCCGAGAGCGAAGAUUCGGCUGAAUCGGAGGGCGAGAUUGAGUAUCGGGAGGAGGUCAUCGCGGUGGAGGGUGAGACGGCGAUGGAGCGGGCUGCGCGGUUUAGUUAA
This is a messenger RNA of Parathielavia appendiculata, 4503 nucleotides long. Its product is annotated as RdRP-domain-containing protein. The coding region runs from base 1 to 4503 and encodes 1500 amino acids. Gene Ontology annotation, biological process: siRNA processing. Gene Ontology annotation, cellular component: nuclear RNA-directed RNA polymerase complex. Gene Ontology annotation, molecular function: RNA-directed RNA polymerase activity. NCBI's taxonomy places the organism in Eukaryota, Fungi, Ascomycota, Sordariomycetes, Sordariales, Chaetomiaceae. The transcript is spliced from 8 exons. The record is from RefSeq and is a predicted model, not a curated record.